Molecule: messenger RNA, 665 nt
Organism: Rhodamnia argentea
Lineage: Eukaryota; Viridiplantae; Streptophyta; Magnoliopsida; Myrtales; Myrtaceae
Product: dynein light chain-like
Exons: 3
Coding region: 11-604 (197 amino acids)
Biological process (GO): microtubule-based process
Cellular component (GO): dynein complex
Molecular function (GO): dynein intermediate chain binding; dynein light intermediate chain binding
Source: RefSeq, a predicted model, not a curated record
UUUCCAAUUGAUGCGAGGUUUCAGCGAGAUGCUGGAAGGAAGAGCUGUAGUGCGUGAGACGGACAUGGCAGAAGCGAUGCGAAGCCAUGUGAUGGAAUUAGCUUACCAAGCUCUCGACCUACACGAGUCCUCCGAUUUACAGGCCAUUGCUCAUCAUAUCAAGCAGGUCAUAAACUCACCUAUGUCCCUUAGCAUUAAUGAGACUAGCUUUGUUCUUUCUUUGCACGGUUUGAGGGGUAACCAUUAUUACUGGUUCAACCACUUGCUAAAUACUCUCUGCUUCUGCUUUUCGCAAACAAAUCACAGAAAUUUGACGAAGCUUACGGUCCAUCAUGGCACUGCGUGGUCGGGAAGGAUUUCGGGUCUUGCAUCACUCACUUAUGUGGGUGCUUUGUGUUCUUCCACAUCGACGCGAUGGAGUUUCUCAUCUUCAAGGACGGCAAGGACUUCCCUGAAAGCAAGGAAGAGGCAGUCGGAGUCCUGCAAAGGAGCAGAAGCAGUUCUUGAACUUUCUAUAUUGCUCAGGAGACACAGCAAACAAGAACAGCUCGCACGUUCAAGCAGCUCCACCUUCAUCGCUGAAAAUCGAAAAAAAGGUGAUUAGUAAUACCAGCACAUGAGAGCUUCUCUGUUGAGUUAAAGAUUCUCAUGAGCGACGUGCAAAU